AUGGGUAAUGAUGGUGGCAGUAUCCCAACUCGCCGCGAGCUCGUCAGAGAGGCCGCAAAAGCUCCCAGCACAGCGCAAGUGAAAGAGGCCCAACGUGAAAUGCAAGAGCAUUUUUGGACCACCUGUCCAUUGUCGCAUAAACCUUUAGCUCGACCGAUUGUCUCCGAUUGUGUCGGUAAUCUAUACAAUAAGGAUGCAAUAUUGGAAUUCUUGCUUCCCGGUGACGACGCCCAGGGUAUCAGCUCUAAAGCAGACUGCGAAGAGAUCUUAUGCGGGCGAGUUAAGGGACUUCGCGAUGUUGUUGAGCUGAAGUUCGAAGUCGAUACGGAGCGCGGCGAACACCCAUCCAGCAAGCAUAAUAGACGCGAAGCAUGGAUCUGUCCCGUCACUGCUAAGCAGCUAGGCCCGAGUGUGAAGUCGGUCUACCUUGUCCCAUGUGGCCAUGUUUUCUCUGAAGAAGCCAUUCGUCAGCUUAGGGACGAUAAGUGUCUACAGUGCAACGAGCCCUACGCCGAGGAUAACGUCAUCCCGAUCCUUCCACCGAAAGAAUCAGAAAAACAACGGCUGAUGGCGAGAGCGCAAAAGCUAGCCGAGCAAGGGCUCACUCAUUCCCUCAAAAAAGCUCCUGGCUCUAAAAAGCGCAAGAAGCAUGCUAAUGGAGAUUCGGCUGAGACUGAAGCCACUACCGAAGCAGACUCCAAGUCAGCCUUGGCUUCUUACUCACAAAAGGAACGGGCUGCAGCCUCGAGUCGAAGCAAUACCUCGACUCCGACCCCCAGUGCAUCAAAUGGUAUCAAGAACGCCUCUACUGCGAUGCUGACCGCUCGGGUCCUGGAAGAGGAGAACGAGAAGAAAAGGCGUCGGAAAAUGAUGGGUGCGAACGAGAAUAUCAGCAGUCUUUUUACUAAAAACUCUGGAGACGUCAAGUCCACCAAUAGUGACUUUAUGACGAGAGGCUACACGAUGCCCUCUAAGAGAUAA
Messenger RNA from Aspergillus fischeri NRRL 181, 981 nucleotides. RefSeq lists its product as uncharacterized. Gene Ontology annotation, biological process: mitotic DNA replication termination; site-specific DNA replication termination at RTS1 barrier. The coding region runs from base 1 to 981 and encodes 326 amino acids. Lineage: Eukaryota; Fungi; Ascomycota; Eurotiomycetes; Eurotiales; Aspergillaceae. Gene Ontology annotation, cellular component: nucleus. The record is from RefSeq and is a predicted model, not a curated record. The transcript is spliced from 3 exons.